AUCAUGCAGUCAAGCGGGCGGGCCAAGAUGGAGCUGAGUUGAAUUUGACGAUUGUGCUGGGAAUGAAGAUGUGGCCUUUGAGGUAUCUGUCGCCAACUUCCAUGUUGAUGAGGACCUCAAUUUGGUACCCAUGCAAGACGUGACAUACAGCGGGCCGGUCAUGUUCAUCCAAGGGCUUAGUGCUCAUGCAGAUGACAUGGCACAGGUGGCCAUAACUGGACUACCAUUUGAAUCAGGACAUGCUCUCGAGAUCAUCGGUCUGCCACAUAGAUUGAAGAGAUCCCUGCUGGUUCCUCCAAUGACUGUCACCGAGAACCAGAGAGCCCCUUUCCCAAGGAUCCUCGGAAAGUCUCAUGUGAUUUCAACAGAGAAGUCAUGGGACCAUAUUUUCCGACUGACAGGACCUGGCGCUGACCAAGACCCCAAAGGUCUCUUUACUAUUGACAUAGACACAGGAGACGUGUCAGUCACUCGCUCAUUGGACCGAGAGAUCAUCGAUUCAUACCAGCUGGAGGUGUCAACCACAGACCUAAACGGAAACCUCGUCGAUGGACCAGUCAUACUUGUCAUUUCUGUCAUCGAUCAGAAUGACAACCGGCCCAUAUUCAAAGAGACGCGCUACACCGGAGAGGUGCUCGAGGGAUCGCCUACAGGAACUACGGUGAUGACAAUGACGGCGAUUGAUGCAGAUGACCCCGCGACAGAUAAUGCCGCUUUGCGCUACAUCAUCAUCCGGCAGUCACCAGACAAACCAUCUCCGAACAUGUUCUACAUCGACGCAGAGAGAGGCGACAUUGUCACUGUCAUCUCCCCUACACUGCUUGACAGAGAGACACUGCCAACCACAACGUAUGAGCUUGAGAUUGUUGCCAAGGACAUGGCUGGAAGUGAGGUGGGCCUGACAGGAACAGCCACAGCAACCAUUACAAUUACAGACAAGAACGACCAUGCACCCGAGUUCACGCAUCCGCUGUUUGAAGCGUAUGUAUACGAAGGCUCAACCGGUGUGGCCGUUAACUUGACAGUCGAUGAUAGAGAUGACCCAGCGACCGGCGCAUGGAGGGCUGUCUACUCCAUCAUAAACGGAGAUCCCACACGGAGCUUCGAGAUCCAGACCAACCCGGACAAUAAUGAGGGAAUGCUUUCAGUUGUCAAGCCUCUCGAUUAUGAAGGCACAGCGUUCCACAAAGUCUUCAUUAAAGUGGAGAAUGAAGACCCUCUGCUUUCCGGUGCCGGUUAUGGCCCCAGCUCCACAGCGACUGUCCAAGUCAAAGUUUUAGACAUGAAUGAAGGACCCGUCUUUUUCCCUGACCCGCUGAUUGUCACCAGGAUGGAAAACAUCCCAGUGGAAAGCUUUAUAGCCUCUCUCAAUGCCACAGACCCGGAUACAUUACAGCUUCAGAAUGUUCGGUAUGCCAUUCUACGAGAUCCUGCGGGCUGGCUGACUGUGAACCAACUGCGGGGAACUGUCAACACAUUGGCCUCUCUGGACCGUGAAUCUCCUUAUGUUCAUGACAAUAAAUACACCGCUGCCUUCAUUGCCAUCGACAAUGGCAGCCCCCCUGCGACAGGGACUGGCACAUUGGUCAUUCACCUGGAGGAUUACAAUGAUAAUGCACCAUAUGUGGUACCGUCAGUAGCACGGGUGUGUGAAGACGCACAUGAUAUGAAUGUGGCCAUAGUUGGUGGACGGGACAAGGACCUACCACCCAACGGAGCGCCUUUCAAGAUAGAGCUGGGAAAACAACCGGGACUAGAUAAAACCUGGAAUGUGACCAGGGUCAACUCCACACACUCCCAAAUCAUGUUGCUGCACGGUCUGAAGAAAGCCAACUAUCAUCUUCCAUUGCUCAUCACUGAUUCAGGGGUGCCUCCUUUGUCCAACAACUCGGAGGUCAAAGUUCAGGUCUGCGUCUGCAAGAAGAACAAGAUGCUCUGCAGCUCUGCUCAUUCACACCACGCCAGCCUUCUCGUCAUGCUUGCAACACUCAUUCUUGGCCUACCCUGGCUGUAGCUUCUGCUAAAUGGUCCACCGGAAAGCAACAACGUAUCUCCAACACACAACGCUGGCUUCGCAGAGAGGACGAAAGCGAAGGAGAAGGAGUCUUCACACCAUGAAAAAUGAUACAUAACAAUAGACACAAUUCCCACAAGCUCAACUGUUGUGUAAAAAUCACCAUCUUCUCGCGACACUUGUCUGUUUUCUUCAUCGCUAUUUUCCUUGGCGUACUGCUUCUUCCCACAUAAUAUCGCAUCAUCUUAAAUUUGUCUGACUGCCUUUAACAUUCUGUGAUCGGUCCACACUAACCCUGUACACCAUUGAGUAUGUAAUCCUUAUUUUUUUCCCCAUCUUACUUUUUGCAGCGUCAAAAACAACGGGUGUCCAUCGGUCUGUGAAAUCUAUCGAGUAGAAGGUGUCAUGAUUUCUUUUUGAGCCUGGAUCCGACGUAUUCUGUCAAAGCACGUUCCAGCAUUAUAGAAGCCCAUCAAAUAAUCAAUAUUCUACCGAACAGAUGUUCCACUACUGCUGAUAAAGUGCUUUAACUUGAUUCAUUAUCAUUGUUUUAAUGAGCAUGACUGGUUUUCAUUCCCGUGGCAAAAAUCUGUCAGACAUACUUGAGUUGAUACCCUCCAUCAUUUUACAUACCCUUGAACCAUCUACAGUGAUGACUACCAUAAAAAAAUAGUAUUACGAACGCCAUCAUGACAAAAAUAACAAUAUUCCAAAAUUUUCUGUUUAAUUGUGUAGAACUGCACUGCUGAGAAGUAUUACCAUCAUUUUAGCUUGAGGUGAAGGGAAAUGUACAAAAAAAAAAAAAAAAAAAAAGCUGACAGUUCUACCACAAUAAUAAACUUGAUUCAUGAAUGUCUCAAUGGCAGGCUUAAUCAAAACUGCUGGAGGACAGCACAAUUGGUAAGCCUUUGUGUGUGCAGUUUGCAUGUUUUUGCUCUGCUUGUGUGGGUCCUCUCUGCAUAUUCCAGCGUCCUCCCACAGUCCAAAAACAUUCGGUUCAAAGAAGCCUCAACUGUCUAUAGGUGUGAAUGCGAUUAUAAAUGGUAGUCUGUCCCGAGAUGUCAGAUCCGUGAUUGACAGGCGACUAGUCCAGGAUGCACACCACCUCUCAUCCUACCAUCGACUUUGGGAUGAGUGUGAUCGUAAAUGUAUUUGUGGUUGGACAAACACUCCAGUAUAAAUUUCCAGAGUUGGUCUGCCAUCCUGAAUGUUUUUCCUCCAUGUUUCCCCCAUCCUUCUAUCCCAGAACACUCGCUCCCCUACAGAAGCCCCCCAUGCCAAUAAACACGGCAAAGGCUGAGACACCGUCGUGGUGGGUGUAGAGUGUUGGCUCUUUGAUGUGUUCUUUUCUAUUCUCAACAGACUGUGUUUGAUCUAGUUUCUCUGUUUCAGAGGAGAGAUGCUGCCUGUUUCUUUGUCUGCAAGUGGUUGUGGUCUCUUAGGACAAGGUUGUAGCCAAUAAGCCUUUAAAGUCGGAAAAGCUCUGGAGUCGUUUCUCCGAUUUAUCUGUUUUUAUUGCAUUCGUUGUCAUGGAGUGGAAUCAGUAUAUAAUGGUGUGAACCAUAUAAAAAGUACUAUGAUAUAAAUAUUUUAUUUUUUACCACGUUACAGUACUGAUUAACUUAAGUAGUUUAAUUGGUUCCCCACAGAGACUGUGACGAAAGAAGAAAUGUUUCCCCAGUGAAUUUGAGAACUAGUUUUAAUGCCGGUGGUGUUGACUUUUUUCAUUGUAACAUUUUUGCUGGUAUUUUUUUUUAAUUGUGUUUAAUUGCAAAGUGAAAGGUCUUUGAGUUUUCGAUGCUCAUGUGCUUUGGUUCAAAUGUUGCUCCCCUGUUCGCUCUUCAUGUUUUUCAAGUCCUAAGAAAGAUGUAAAAGAAGAAAACAAAGAAUGUGUUUGUGGUGCGUACAUUAGUACUUUUCUCUCCUGCCUGCACUCAUCAAACGACGGGAAGGAGUAUGGGCUCGACUGGAAAGCAACCUCAAAGAAAAAGAAGACAUUUUGAAUGAGUAAUGUCUGUCUUUUGCACUAAUUUAAUAAACCCGUGACUGAAAAUUGC
This is a messenger RNA of Hippocampus comes (tiger tail seahorse), 4071 nucleotides long. RefSeq names its product cadherin 13, H-cadherin (heart) (gene cdh13). Gene Ontology annotation, cellular component: catenin complex; adherens junction; plasma membrane. The record is from RefSeq and is a predicted model, not a curated record. Gene Ontology annotation, biological process: cell migration; cell-cell junction assembly; cell-cell adhesion mediated by cadherin. Lineage: Eukaryota; Metazoa; Chordata; Actinopteri; Syngnathiformes; Syngnathidae. The transcript is spliced from 14 exons. Gene Ontology annotation, molecular function: beta-catenin binding; calcium ion binding; cadherin binding. Bases 131 to 2014 code for a protein of 627 amino acids.